CACCCCUGGCUCCCUUCCUCUUUGCUGCACAGUGCAGCGAAGUCCACCUCUGAGGAAAUCCUCAAGCUGCUUUUGUUCUUUUAUCUCAUCCCCUGCACCGUUCCCCACAGUAAUCAAACCUAGACACUCUAAAGUUGUCGUAAAAAAUCAACCAGUGCAAGCGGGCAUUGCCAGAAAUAUAAUAUCUCACUCAACUACGAGGCCGAAACUUUGAACAUAACAACACCGUUUAGAGACGGGAAAACUCAGCACUCUGCAAAACCGCUACAGAGAGAUGCAAUAGUAGACGAAUCCUUAUCGUAAGCCAGGAAGAGCUAAGUUCUUUAACGUACGUACACCUACUACGUACACCAGAACGCAGCUUAAAGCCCUGCUGCAGUUGGAAGUACCUGGAGGCCCCCAGAACACACCUGAAAGCAUUGCUACUCCGUACUAAUCUGCUAGCUCACAGGUAGUACCGUAGUCCCCCUCCUUUUUAUGUUUCAGAAAAGAAAAGGCCCACGUAUCUAGGUUUCAUGAAAAUGUCGUCCUCGAUCUUUCUGGUGGUAGGGAGUACCAGAAAAGGUUUUUCCCAUUUUGUGUGAAUCAUUGGUACUGUUUAGAUCUUUUGAUGUUCAUGGCUUUGGGUGAAGCGGGUUAUCAGUAUAGAUUCAUCUUCACUGUUUUUAGCUGGAUCUGAUUUUUUGCAAUUGGAGUUAUACUGGUUAGGGUUUUCAUGCAAAAAAAGAGAAACCCAUGCGUGUAGUGUCUGAUUCCUGCAAGAUGUCGGAUGGGUUUGGUGAGGAAAUUAACGGGGAUAAGGUUUUGGAUUGUAUCUAUUGGAUUUGAUGCCCUUUACUAAGAUCUAAGGCUACAAAAAGACAACAAACAAAGAGCAAAGGAGCAAGAAGACGGUGUAUUAUUUAUCCAUACUCUCUGUUUGCUGGGUAUCCAAGCAAGCUAGGCGGGCGUACUUUAUCAUAAUUCAAUUCAACGAGGCAAAUAUAGAAAGUGACACGAGAUCAGAGAGAGAGAGAGAGAGAGAGGAAGAGGAAGAGGAAGAAGGGUAACAAAGAGGGUUUAUUUGGUUCAUCGAUUUGCCAUCCUUCUGAGUUGAAGGCGAACCCGUUCUUUUUCCAAGAAUAGAACAUGGCGAAUCGAUGGUGGGAUGGGAAUGUAACGAUGAGAGGGGUGGACCCCAUGUCCUCCGCCUUGUCGCUUGACCUGAGCAACCCAGACGAUGAUAAUGGUGGAUCGAACCGGCUCGGACCCAGAAGAGAGCAAGAAUUCAUGAACAGAAACAUCACCACCCACAACAAUAACACGAGUAAUACAAAUACCACUCCUACCAAUAGCAGCACCAGCAACACAACUCCACAGAAGCUAAAUCCUGAAGACGAAGAUAGCCGAGACAAUGAGAACGAUGGCGAAGAUCCCAACACUGGAGCCCAAGAAAACAUCGAGGCCGGUGGUAGUGGCCGCCGACCCCGAGGCCGACCUCCAGGGUCGAAGAACAAGCCGAGGCCUCCAAUAGUGAUUACCAAAGAAAGUCCAAAUGCCCUCCGAAGCCAUGUGUUGGAAAUUAGCAGUGGCAGCGAUAUUGCCGAGUGCAUUGCGACGUUUGCGAAUAGGCGGCAUCGAGGGGUCUCAGUUCUCAGUGGUAGUGGCAUUGUCACCAACGUUACUCUCAGGCAAGCCGCUGCACCGGGCGGAAUGAUCUCGCUUAAUGGAAGAUUUGAGAUAUUGUCUCUGUCGGGUGCCUUCUUGCCUGCCCCAUCGCCCCCGGGGGCUAUGGGGCUAACUGUGUAUUUAGCUGGCGGGCAGGGUCAGGUUGUUGGCGGGUCUGUAGUGGGGGCGCUGGUAGCGUCGGGACCCGUUAUGGUGAUUGCGGCGACGUUUACGAAUGCAACGUACGAGAGGUUGCCACUAGAAGAUGAUCCGGCUGCUGGGGAGGGAAUGCAAGUGCAGCAACAAUCAGGGAUGAAUCCAGGUACUACUGGAAAUUCAGUAUGUCCAGGCUUAGGUGAAGCAGCUGUAGCAGCUUCAUUGCCCGUGUACAAUCUGCCUCCAAAUUUAGUGCCAAAUGGUCAGAUGCCCCAGGAUGUUUUCUGGGGUCCUCUUCGUCCACCUCCCUACUGAGAGUGAGAGAGAGAGAGAGAGAGGGUUCUUGUUAGUUUGGUUUUGCUGACUUGUUUUUGUGCAAUAUGUUGAUUAUAUUGUAAGCAUAGCAAUGAAGGUAGGACUUCUUGUUUAUAUGUUCUGCUUGUACUAAUCUGACACUCUUUAGGCCCGGACAAGGAAAAUGAAUAUCUAUCUCUGGCUAGAUUUUUUCUGUACG
Molecule: messenger RNA, 2317 nt
Organism: Juglans regia (Persian walnut)
Lineage: Eukaryota; Viridiplantae; Streptophyta; Magnoliopsida; Fagales; Juglandaceae
Product: AT-hook motif nuclear-localized protein 20-like
Exons: 1
Coding region: 1129-2118 (329 amino acids)
Cellular component (GO): nucleus
Molecular function (GO): minor groove of adenine-thymine-rich DNA binding; DNA-binding transcription factor activity
Source: RefSeq, a predicted model, not a curated record